Penicillium samsonianum is the source of this 216-nucleotide messenger RNA. RefSeq lists its product as uncharacterized. The transcript has 2 exons. The coding region runs from base 1 to 216 and encodes 71 amino acids. The record is from RefSeq and is a predicted model, not a curated record. NCBI's taxonomy places the organism in Eukaryota, Fungi, Ascomycota, Eurotiomycetes, Eurotiales, Aspergillaceae.
AUGAAGGACAUGCAUCCUCGGGUGCUUGGCUAUCUACGAAUUCGGUCAUACGGAAGUAUCGUCCCUCACGACCGACCUACUCACGCAGAAGCUUCGGAAUGGGAUUCCGGUUGGUUCAGUGUUCUGACUGCAAUUUUUGCUUUUGAGCCCUCGUCGGGAUCUUCCAGUAUUACAUCAGAACCGGCGAACCAGACGCCCCGUUCAGAUGCCCGAUAG